This is a messenger RNA of Prorocentrum cordatum, 2817 nucleotides long. The record is from the annotation of a GenBank genome assembly. Lineage: Eukaryota; Dinophyceae; Prorocentrales; Prorocentraceae.
AUGGAUGGCGUAGAAGUGGUCUGCGGGCCAAGGGCCCCGUUCUGGGUUUGCCAGGCGCGUGGGCUCACGAGCAUAUGGGCGCGCAGGACGCGGUGCCGUUGCGGGGCCAAGGCGCCCGCCUGCGUGCUGCAGCGUGCCGGGCCUUUUGGUGGCAGUGGCGGCGGGGGCAACGAUCGUGGUGCUGACCCUGGGCGCGGCCGCCCGCCCUCGACGGGGUCGCGGCGCGAGGCCGAGCCGGAGUCCCAGAUUGCCGACCUGCUCGCGGCGCCGCGGGCGGGCGCGGCGCAGGGGGGCAGCGCGGCGGGGCCAAGUCCAUUGGCGGCGGCGGGCAAGCUCAAGACUGCACGCGCAGAGACUGAGAGCAAGAAGCCGAACAUCGCCCAGCGCGCGAACGCGGGGCGCAAGCUCGCGCGGGCUACAACCAUGCUGGAGAAGGUCGCGGCGGAGCUGGAGGAGCAUAACAAGACGCUCGAGGAGCUCAACGCCAGGGUGGCCGAUAUCCAGGCGCGCAAGGGGGCGGCGGCGGCGGAGGUGGCAGAGCUGCAGCGGCAACGCGCCCAGUCUCUCCCUCGCGCUGCCGAUCAUGAUGGCGGCGAGCAGCCUGUGGAUUUCAAACUGCGCCCUGCGAUGCUGGAGGGCAGGGGCGCGAUCAAGAGUAUGCUGGCCACUCCCGAGUUCCUGGAGUUUGCGAGGAUGGGCGACGCCUUCGCAGAUGAAGCAGCUGCGGAGGCUUUCCGGGAGGGGCAUCGCGGCGGCAAGCAAGCCAUCGCCCGGGCCGUCUUGGGCGCCGAGCUCAAGAUGGUGAACGCGCUCGACGGCCUGCAGGCAGCAUGGCACCUCUUCGACGUGCUGCAGUACGGUCAGGGCGUCAAGUCCGGCGAGCUCGACGUGAGAGGCGACCAGAUGCACGCUGGCGUUGCUGAGCUGUUUCUGCAGCCGCCCCGCUACUUGUUCUUGUCAGCCAAGGCACGUGUCAGGCCACGCCUGGAGCCCAAGUGCAUUGGCUUUCGCGCUGCAGCCCGCGGCGUAGGCAGGCUCAGCGCGGCUGAGAUAAUGCCCCACGGCAGGACCAAGGGCGGCGCCUUGAACGGCUUCGGGUGCAGCGCCCUUGGCAACUCCCGAUGCUGGCCCCGCACCCAGGCUCAGGAUAACGCCUCGCCGAGGCUUGCGCGUGAGGGUCGCGAGGCGGGGUGCGAUGUUGCCGCGCGCGUCAGUUGCGAGGUCCGUCGCCAGCGCUGCCAGCGCGGCGCCGAGGGCAAGAUGAUGCAGGCAGCUGGCGCCGCCGGCGCGGCAGGGUCCCAGAACUGGCGCCUGCGGGCCUGGCCGCCGGCGAGACGCUUGGGAGGCCUGCUGCAGCUGGGACUCGCGCUCUGCGGCGCGGAGGCGGCCGCCGGCCUGCGCCGCAGCACUCCCUGCGGCGUGGCGGCGCCCCCGCUUGGGCAGGGCAGGCGCUUGGGAGGCGUGCUGCAGCUGGGCCUGGUGCUCUGCGGCGAGGAGGCGGCCGCCGCCCUGUCUGAGCGAUCCCUGAGCGCCGCGAAGAGGCUGAUCGCGCUGGCGGAGGGGGGCCAUGGCCUUCCGAUCAUGUUCCUGCCCUGCAAGUGCUCUCGUAGAGUGGCUGAGGCGCCGCUGGCCAGACUGACUGACUGCGGGCCGCGGCCCCUCGGGGGCAGCGUCUGCCCCCUGCCCCUGCUGGUCGCGGUGUCGUCCGCGGAGGGGCGAGCCGCGGAUUGCAGGCGGAGGGCCCUGGCGUUCGCAGGCGGCGUUGCCGUGGCGGGCGCCUUCGGCUUCUUGGGCUACGCCCUGGCCGGCAGCGUUGGCAUCGGCGCGGGCGGCGAGGUCCCCCCGGUAGAGGCGGCCGCCCGGGCCCUGAACCACGCCGCGUCCGCGGACAGCGCCCUCUUCGGCGAGGGCAGAUCCUGCCGAGACACGGACGGCCAGGAGGGCAUUCGGGGCACGGCCUUCGAGGCCCACCUGGGCGUGAAGAGCGCCGCUGACUGCAAGGCGCUGUGCCAGAGCCGAGGUGCGGCCUGCACGGGUAUCGAGCAUGGUCGCGGCCAUGAGUGCAGGAUGUGGCUGGUACCCAUCGGCGGGGCUGUCGAUGCACAGGGCUCCACCUGCUUCCAGCGCGAGCUCUUUGUCGUCACGACGCCAGCGCCAUUUGAUUUGAACGAGACCGCCAAGCAGUCUGACGUCGCCAAGGCCGCCGCCUCGCGCGACGAGGCCACGCGCCCCGCCAGUUGCGGCAGCCGGUUCAAGGCGCCCAAGAAGCCCAAGACGGCCGAUGAGUACAACGGCGUGGCCCUCGAGGACGUCUGUUUCGAGGGCAGCGGCCCCCACCACGUUUUCAUCAUCGGGGACUGGGGAGGCAUCACGCAGGGCGACGGGCGUCUCUCCGCUGCCCCGCACCUCACCCACCGCUGGGAGACCAACUACCAGUUCGUCUGGCCUCCCGACGACCAGGCCCAGACCCUCGUUCGGGACCAGAUGCGGAAGCGGGCGCCAGAGAGCAAGCCCGACUACUUCCUGAAUGUGGGCGACAACUUUUAUUGGGCGGGCAUAGAGGAUUGGACCACUGCGGCGCGGAGGACAUCACGAAGGCAUACAGCAACGGCGGCACGACGGUGUACAAGCAGAGCAAGGUGGACCAGUUCGAGCACGUGUAUGAGAAAUUCUAUACGGGCGAUGGCAUCGACGAUAAGCAGUGGCUUGGCAUCUUGGGGAACCAUGAUUACGGCGGUUGGCUUUUCACCCACGCCUGGGACCAGAACAUUGGAUACACGUGGAGCGACGCGGACUACGCCACAGGCCGAUGGAUGA